UACGCACGAGUGAAUGGGCGGGGCGACGUAAACGUUCUAACGCGGGAAUAUACAAACGCUCUUCAAUACCGUAGACUUCUGCUGCUCGGCGUUCGAUUUUUAAAUCAGAACGUUGCUAUAGUAACCUUCACCGCACGCUCACCAGCUCGGUGUGUCUGCUCUACAGAGAGCGGGGUAGGCGCUAACUCACUAUGGGCGUAAGUUAGCGCGUAGUGUUGUGUCAGACUUCCUGGUGCUACAGUUCAGCGGUCUAAACUGAUACACGCUCGUUUAAAAGAGAAUAUCGACGGCAUUUGAGAUCGAGCCAUCGGAAAACACAUGGAGCACUGCAGUGGGAGGCAAGAGGAGGGGAAACCUCUUACAAACAACACGUGUUUUGGUCAGUAUGCAUACACCGCAGAGGAGUACCAGGCGGUCCAGAAUGCUCUACGGCAGAAACUCGGACCUGAAUAUAUAAGCUCCAGACAGGCUGGAGGAGGCCAAAAAGUGUGCUACAUUGAAGGCCACAAAGUUAUAAGUCUGGCCAAUGAAAUGUUUGGUUAUAAUGGAUGGUCUCACUCAAUAUCUCAACAAAAUGUCGACUUUGUGGACCUGAUCAAUGGGAAGUUUUAUGUUGGUGUCAGUGCCUUUGUGAAGGUUCAGUUAAAGGAUGGCUCGUACCACGAGGAUGUAGGAUACGGCGUGAGUGAGGGCCUCAAAUCUAAAGCUCUGUCGCUGGAAAAAGCAAGAAAAGAAGCCGUCACAGAUGGCCUGAAGAGAGCACUCAAGUGUUUUGGAAAUGCACUUGGAAACUGUAUUCUGAAUAAGGAGUAUCUCAUAGCCAUCAAUAAAUUACCAAAGCAGCCUCCUCCUCCGUUAGACCUGGACAAAACCAAACGCAGUGAUGGCGAGCCGUCCGUGGAGAAGGCCAGGUUCGACAGCCUGGCCCGAGUCAAUAGCGGGGAAUUUCUCAAACCGGCGGAACCAGCCAACAUCCCCUCGGAGCGGACAGGAAGUCACCCCGUACGAGCAGGGCAUGAGAGCGGAUCCAGGACUUCAUUGACAAACACAGCAGCACACACUGGCAGCGCGUCAGCUCACCAGGACUCUGAAAACAAGCCCAGCAACACCUCAAGGUCAGCAGCUGACACGGCUGACCUGUCCUCGUCCGACGCUCCGCUGGACUCCAAGCAGCAGAGGAAGCUGAGGCAGCAGCAGCUGCAGCAAAAGUUCAGACAGGAAAUGGAGGCUAAGAAGCUGCUUCAGGAGCAGAAAACCCAGCAGUCCAACGCUUCCGCCAGGCCGCUGCCGUCUAAGCAAGGACAGGCUGUAGGUCCUGUUAACCACAGCACACCAAUCGGACACCUGGUGACUACUAAGCAGGAAGAGUAUCUGGCUGAUGACCCGGAAUUAUGGGACUUCACUCUGGAUGGCAUUGAUAUGCUCGACGAUCCCGGAAGCGGCUCCGCGGAACCUCCCCGUCCCACGACACCGAGCCAGCACAAGAUGACGACACGCAGCAAGACCCCGCAGAGAGCCCAGUACCUGAGACCACCCGCUCAGCCUCAGGGCCAGUACAGAUCCUCAGACAUCAGAACUACAGCAGGUGGACCACAGAGCCCAUACAGACACGGCCAGAUGUUGAAGAAACGAAGACUGGACACGUAACGAAUUUAACCAUUUAUAGAUAUCUUUUAGAAAAUUUGUUUUAUACUAAUUUGUGAAUAUGAAAGCUAAUAAAUGUUCGUUUUUGACCUCUUAAUCUGUAAUGUAAAACAAAAACAGGACUUUUUAUAUCUGGAGUUUCACAGAAUAAAUAUCUGGAAUGGAUUUAAACUGUAUUCCUGGGUUAUUUUACCACAUUUCACUGUUUUUACUGGUAGCUGAUGGCAAGGGGAUGUCAAAAGCCAUGGGGAAAAUUCUGGAAAACACCUUGUAAGAAAAAGGACCAGUGUAGUGGGAGGAGGAAAAGUCCAAAAUGUUUUAU
Messenger RNA from Puntigrus tetrazona (Sumatra barb), 1966 nucleotides. It is a transcript of the gene rad52, whose product is annotated as RAD52 homolog, DNA repair protein. Gene Ontology annotation, biological process: mitotic recombination; DNA recombinase assembly; double-strand break repair via single-strand annealing. The coding region runs from base 319 to 1647 and encodes 442 amino acids. Gene Ontology annotation, cellular component: nucleus. The transcript is spliced from 11 exons. The record is from RefSeq and is a predicted model, not a curated record. NCBI's taxonomy places the organism in Eukaryota, Metazoa, Chordata, Actinopteri, Cypriniformes, Cyprinidae.